CUCUCUUUCUCUCUCCUCAUAUUCAUUUUCUCUUCCUCCCUCAUUUCAUUGCAUUCAGUUUUCACAUUCCAUUCGGAUCAAAGAGAGUGAAAGAGAGAGAUCCUUUCUCCUUUCACUUUCUUCUUCCUCUUUCAUGCUUCAUUUCUUCCUUAGGGUUUUGUAUUUGUAGGAGAUAUAUUUGGGAGAUCAUAAUAUGAAUUCGGCUCAGGGAUUUAGUGAUGCUUCGCUCUCCUCUCCUAAACAUAAGCUUCAGCCAGCUGCAUCAUCAGUUCAGCUUGCUUCUCACAGUAGGAAUGGUAAUAAGGUUUUCAAGUGUGGGACGCUUUUCUUAUCUUCCAAAGGAGGAAUUGGAUGGACAUCAUGGAAGAAAAGAUGGUUUAUUUUAACACAAACUUCACUUGUUUUCUUCAGAAGUGAUCCAAAUGGCGUUCCUCAGAAGGGAAACGAAGCUAAUUUGACCCUUGGUGGCAUUGACCUCAACAAUUCAGGCAGUGUUUCUAUCAAAGCAGAUAAGAAACUUUUGACUGUACAAUUUCCCAAUGUUCAUGAUGGACGAGUAUUAACACUUAAGGCUGAAACUACUGAGGAUUUAUAUGAAUGGAAAACUGCACUUGAGAAUGUUUUGGCACACGCACCAAGUGCUACUAAUGUGAUGGGGCAAAGUGGCAUCUUUAGGAGUUAUCAGGCUGAUUCACUCGAUAUUUAUUUGGACCAGUUGAAGGAUAAAGAAACAGUAAAUUAUGCAGUCCUUGGCCGGCCAAUUUUACUUGCUUUGGAGGAAGUUGACGGAACUCCAUCUUUUUUGGAAAAAGCCCUGAGGUUCAUAGAAGAGCAUGGAGCCAAAGUAGAAGGGAUUUUGCGUCAAGCAGCCGAUGUUGAAGAUGUUGAAAAUCGAGUCCGGGAAUAUGAACAAGGAAAAGUUGAAUUUUCUGAGGGGGAGGACGCACAUGUUGUUGCUGAUUGUGUUAAGCAUGUACUUCGUGAGUUGCGGUCUUUUCCAAUCCCAGUAUCUUGUUGCAAGGCGUUGUUAGCAGCUUGUCGAACUGCACGUGAGAAUAGGGUUUCUGCUAUGCGUACAGCAAUAUGUGACACUUUUCCUGAACCAAACCGCCGUUUGUUGCAAAGAAUACUCUUGAUGAUGCAAGCAGUAGCUUCCCGAAAAGAUGAGAACAGAAUGAGCUCAUCGGCUGUGGCAGCAUGCAUGGCACCAUUACUUCUUCGCCCCCUUCUAGUUGGGGAUUGUGAGAUAGAAAAUGAUUUUGAUGUAGGUGGGGAUAGUUCCCUUCAACUUCUACAAGCAGCUGCUGCGGCUAACCAUGCUCAAGGAAUUGUUAUUACAUUAUUAGAAGAAUAUAACAGCAUAUUUGAGGAAGGUUCUUCGUCUCCCGGACCUGAUAUGUACAUAGACUCAGAAGAUGAUGAAUCUGAGAGUGAGGAUGAUGAUUUGUCCUAUGAUGAUUAUUAUGAUGAUGAGCAAGAUGAAUCAAUAGAGGGGUCAGAUGUAGAUGCUAGUGAUGAACUUGUUAGUGAAACCAACAGCGAGACCGGAGACUCUGCAGUCAACGAUGAAUAUGAUGAUAAGGACCAUAAUAUUUCAUAUUCAAGUUCAAAGUCCUCAGAGGUUUGUGACUAUCUUGAAGUCUCAUUGCCUCAGUCUGAAGAUAUCAAAAGCUGUGAAAAUUUCACAAGCCAAAAUAAGACUGCUUCUGCAAAUGACUCCACUAAGCCCACAUAUAUAAUUGAAGGCUUAUCCCCUGACCAAACUACAAUGAAUAGAUCAAAUUGUCCUAGCACUUCUUCAUGUAACGAUGCCAUAUCCAAUAGGAAAAUGCAUCGAUGCCGCACUGUUUUGGGGCAAAACCAUGGAAGCAAGGACCUUUCCAUGGAAUCCAUUGAUUUUCUAGACGAAAAUGAAGCUGAAGUUGAGAGGCUUGAAGCUGUUAAGACAGAAUUGCAAAGGCAAAUUGCAGAGGAGGUAAAAGUAAAUGCAAAGCUGCAGUCUUAUGUGGAAACACGAAAGGAAGCAUUGCACGAGCGUCGUCUGGUUCUUGAGCGAAAUGUGGAUAAAUUACAGGAACAAUUGCUAAAGGAGAAGAGCUUCAGGGCAACUCUUGAAGCAGGACUUGAGAUUCAUCCAGGGACUUCGUCUGAGUUAUCGGGUAUUGAUGAAAAGACCAAGGCAGAUGUUGAGGAAAUAGUGCUGAUAGAAGCAGAUCUUGCCGACUUAGAACGGAAGGUUAAUGAGCUUGGUUUACGGCUUAAUGCACAAGUUGAAUGGAAUUCUGGUUCUAUAUCUCAACAGAUAUCAAGCCAUGAAAGAAAUUUGAAGAACAAGCCAGAUACUGAAGUUGCAGCCAUUUCAGAAUCUGACAGGUCAAUAAAAAAGCAGGACAGUCAUUUUGGUGAAGCAGGAAACGAGAAUGAGAGAAAACCAGAGUCAACAUCUUUACCAAAUAAACAUUCGCCUAGUUCCAAGAAAUCUGUUGCAAGAGCUGAGCAGGGAACAAGUUUCACUACUUCUACAAUUACAAGACUAACGUCCAAACUAUACUUUUUGAAGGAUCGCCGUAGUCAGUUUUCAAAUGAAAUACGAAACAUGAAUAAAGGAAAAGCACUUGAACUUCAGCUACCACCUCCAUCUCCCAACGAACGUCAAUCGCCAAAUAAGUCUCUACUUCGAUCCCCAAAUAUGUCUCGAGAAAACGAACGUCAAUCGCCAGUUCCAUCCCCCAAUAAGUCUCGAGGGUUUGAAUUUUACAUGUCUCUUAUGUCUCCAAAAAGGACCCGAGGAUCUGAAAAUCAUUCUCCAUCAACCUCUGAGAAAGUUAGAGGCAAUGAAGAUCAUUCACCUCAAUAUUCAGAAAAACUGAGAAAAUCAGAUAGCCAGCCAUAUCACUCAGAUAGUCAGAAUGAAUCUUCACAAUUAUACUUGAAAAGAGGAAUGUCGGAAGGGAAUAUUCAUAAUGUCGACAAAAGUCAAUUACAUUAAGGCCAAAUAUUUUGUUACACGGCAAAUUCAAGAUGAUAGAAAGACACUGCAAUUGUUCAGCAAUGUUUUUGUCCAGGUGGGGCAUUGCUAUGCCUUUGGCUUAUGAAAUACAAGGCCUAUAUUCGAAGAAGUAGCAUUCUAUGUACUCUAAAAUAUAGGAUGUAUAGGGAACAGUUCAACCAUCCCCAUGACAUUAAGCCAGACUGUUUGAUUACAUAACAUGCUGAUAUUUUCUGGCUCCUUAAUGAGCAUGAUGGUUUUAUUGUUUCAUUCAACUGCAUUAAUAUGACUUGUAUUGUAUAGCCUAAGCUGGAAUUUUCAGAUAGACCUUAGUUCAAUUUCCUUUGCUCUGAAACCAUAGAGCACAAAUUUCAGAUUGCUUGAAUGGCAUGGUGUGUUCAUGUUAUCAGUUCGGGGAAUACCAUGGGAAUAUCAUUCUUUUUGACAAGUUAAUAUCUUUCUAUCAA
Molecule: messenger RNA, 3456 nt
Organism: Medicago truncatula (barrel medic)
Lineage: Eukaryota; Viridiplantae; Streptophyta; Magnoliopsida; Fabales; Fabaceae
Product: rho GTPase-activating protein REN1
Exons: 24
Coding region: 194-2989 (931 amino acids)
Biological process (GO): signal transduction
Source: RefSeq, a predicted model, not a curated record